GUAAUAUGAAUUCAGAUGGUUACAUCGAUGUACUUGCAAAACAUUUUGUUCCCUGGGCAAAUUCUUUAUUAGAACAAUAUCCGGAUGAAAUAAAUUUAGUAUUUCAACAAGAUUUAGCUCGUGUUCAUACAUCGACUGAUUCAGAAUGGUGGAUGAAAUCUUAUGGUUUCGAUAUAUUAGAUUGGGCGCCGUAUAGUCCUGAUUUGAAUCCGAUCGAAAAUCUUUGGGAACGUGUUAAUUCGGUGCUACGUAAUAGAAGGCCAGCACCUAAAACUCAAGAAGAAUUGGUUAAGUGUAUAAAAGAAGAAUGGAAUAAAAUACAAAUUGUGUAUAUUCGUUCGCUUAUCUGUA
This is a messenger RNA of Dentiscutata heterogama, 351 nucleotides long. NCBI's taxonomy places the organism in Eukaryota, Fungi, Glomeromycota, Glomeromycetes, Diversisporales, Gigasporaceae. The record is from the annotation of a GenBank genome assembly.